Rhinopithecus roxellana (golden snub-nosed monkey) is the source of this 4788-nucleotide messenger RNA. RefSeq names its product pleckstrin homology, MyTH4 and FERM domain containing H1 (gene PLEKHH1). Lineage: Eukaryota; Metazoa; Chordata; Mammalia; Primates; Cercopithecidae. Gene Ontology annotation, cellular component: cytoskeleton. The record is from RefSeq and is a predicted model, not a curated record. The transcript is spliced from 29 exons. The coding region runs from base 251 to 4345 and encodes 1364 amino acids.
UGCAAGGCACGGCCGGGCUUUGUGCAGCGAGCCCGCGGGCGCCCCUCCCGCUCCAGUCUCGCCCCGCCCCGCCCCCCGCGACCUUUGCUGCCGGAGAGCGGAGAGCCGGCGGCCGCCUGGGACUCCGGCUAGAGCGACGCAAGGUCGGCGGCGGCGGCGGCCCGAGGGCGCCCGUGUGCCCGGUGCGCGGCAGGGACGGCCGCGAGCUCGCUGGAGGGCUCCCCGGAAUAAUCCAGAAGUCGAUUCCAUCAUGGCAGAACUCAAGGUGGACGCGCGGGCCAGCGUAGACUGGCAGAAACGCUGCCUGACUCUGGAAACCCAGCUUUUCCGGUUCCGCCUACAGGCCAGCAAGAUAAGGGAGCUGCUGGCUGACAAGAUGCAGGAGCUGGAGCAGAGGCUGCUGGAGGCAGAGCAGAGAGCAGAGAAUGCUGAGACCCAGGUGGGUGUCAUGGAAGAGAAAGUAAAACUGUCCAAUCUGAAGAAUGUGGACUCUGCGGGGAGCCUGCACCGGAAAUACCAAGAAUUGCUGAAAGCCAUAAAAGGCAAAGAUGAGCUCAUCAGCCAGCUGGAGGCUCAGCUGGAGAAGCAGAAGCAGAUGAGAGCAGAGGAAGCAAAAACUAUUCAAGAAAAAGCUACAAAGAUCAAGGAAUGGGUGACACUCAAGUUGGCAGAGCUUGAGAUGGAGAAUCAGCAUCUGAAAAGCCAUAAUCAGCACCUGGUGGAGCAGGUGGGAGCCCUUCAAGAUGCACUAGAAGCUAUUCAGAUAGCUCCUUCGUGGAAGCUGCUGGUGCCCCCCCACGGAGCUGCAGAGCAGGAUUCGGUCCCUUCAGAGCCGGGAAUCCAGCCUAUGGGCCAGAACAGUGGCUCCCAGGCCCAGGGUCUGAAGGCAGCUGUGCUUGCACCUUCCCCAGAUGCCCUGCAGAGCAAGGACUCUGUUUCUGAAGCAGCAAGCCCCUUGGAGGAUUCUAGUUCCAGCACGGUCCAUUCUGGGGAAAUGGUAGAGGCCAAGCCCCUUCAACCUCAUCUGGGAAGAGAGGGCCCUCCCCACCAGCCAUGCAUGAAGCUUCGUACCUUCAGAUGUGGUUCAGCUUCCUGGGGUGAGGGUCUGGUUACUGCCCAGAGAGGGAUGCUCCCUGGGACAAAGACCUCUGCCAGGGAAGGUGGCCCUGGCAGCAGUCUGACCCUACCAAAGGUGCGGGCUCCUGGCACCCCGCGGGACAGCAUCCAGUUGGCCAAAAGGCACCACAGCCAGCCCCAGGUGGGCCGUGGGCACUUUGACCGUGUGGUGAGCAUUGAGAUUGGGGCCUUCUCAGCCCUCCACCCCUCUGGCCUUCCUGAGCUGGAGUCCCGAGCUAGGUACCUGGAGGAACCAGAGAAGAUGGAGAUGGAGGAGCCACCCCCAGCAGGGAAGAAUGAGGAAAGAGAGAGCCCGAAGGCCCUUGGAGCUGAGCUGGAGGAAGUGGAGCUGGGUAACAAGCCACCUACACCCCCGCUGCACCAGUUUUCAUCCUGGGAGAGCCGGAUCUAUGCUGUGGCCACAUCAGGCAUGCGGCUCUCAGACGUGUCUCCCAGAAGCAAUACUGCCUGCUGCGCUUCAAGCCCUCCUGCCCUUGCUUCCCCUGGGUCUUUCUCUGGCCUGGUCUACAAGAAUGUCACUGUGCCUGUCUACACAGCACUGAAGGGGAGAGCCACGCAGAUCAGCAACAUGCCCUUUAUGGACGAGUCCUCUGGGUCCGACGAUGACUGCAGCUCUCAGGCGAGUUUCCGAAUCUCAGUUCCCUGCUCUGAGUCUAGGAAGACCAGUGGACUAGGCAGCCCCCGGGCCAUCAAGAGAGGUGUCUCCAUGUCCUCACUGAGCUCGGAGGGUGACUACGCCAUCCCCCCAGACGCCUGCUCGCUGGACAGUGACUACUCAGAGCCUGAGCACAAACUGCAGCGCACCUCAUCCUACUCCACCGACGGGCUGGGCCUGGGCGGGGAGUCACUGGAGAAGUCGGGCUACCUGCUGAAAAUGGGGAGCCGGGUGAAGACGUGGAAGAGGCGCUGGUUUGUCCUGAGACAGGGACAGAUUAUGUACUACAAGUCCCCGAGUGAUGUCAUCCGGAAACCUCAAGGCCAAGUGGAUCUGAACUCCCGCUGCCAAAUUGUUCGAGGGGAGGGUUCACAGACGUUUCAGCUCAUCUCUGAGAAGAAAACCUACUACCUGACAGCCGAUUCACCCAGCCUGCUGGAGGAGUGGAUCCGGGUACUCCAGAGCCUGCUGAAGGUGCAGGCCACCGGGCCUCCAGCUCUGCCUCGGGGUGGCACCAAGCCCACCGUGAAGGGCUGGCUGACCAAGGUAAAACAUGGCCACUCUAAGCUGGUCUGGUGCGCUCUUGUUGGAAAAACCUUCUACUACUAUCGGAGCCAUGAGGACAAGCGACCCCUGGGCUGCCUGCCUGUGCGGGACGCGCACAUAGAGGAAGUAGAUCGAUCCUGUGACUCAGACGAGGACUAUGAGGCUGGAGGAACCAGACGGUUGCUUUCCUCCCACUGCACCCUGGUGAUCCACCCUGCAGAGCACAGCCCCACCUACCUCCUCAUUGGCACCAAGCAUGAAAAGGAUACGUGGCUCUACCACCUCACAGUGGCUGCGGGUGGCAGCAGUGCCAAGGUGGGCACUGCCUAUGAGCAGCUCAUUGGAAAACUGAUGGAUGGUGAAGGAGACCCAGAUUCGCCGCUCUGGAGGCACCCCAUGCUGUGCUACAGCAAAGACGGCCUAUAUGCCUCUCUCACCACCCUGCCCUCUGAGGCCUUGCAGACGGAGGCCCUCAAGCUCUUCAAGUCCUGCCAGCUCUUCAUCAACGUGCCGGUGGAAGCUGCCUCGGUGGACUACCACGUGUCCUUGGCCCAGACCGCACUGCAGGUCUGCCUGGUUCACCCCGAGCUGCAGAGUGAGAUCUAUUGCCAACUCAUGAAGCAGACCAGCUGCCGCCCACCUCAGAAGUACUCCCUCAUGCAGUGCUGGCAGCUCCUCGCUCUGUGUGCUCCACUUUUCCUGCCUCAGCAUCACUUCCUCUGGUAUGUCAAGCAGCAGCUCCAACGCCAUGCAGAUCCCAGAAGUGAAACUGGCCAGUAUGCCACCUACUGCCAGCGGGCAGUGGAGCGGACCCUGCAGACUGGGGAGCGGGAAGCCAGGCCGUCACGCAUGGAAGUGGUGUCCAUCCUGCUGCGUAACCCCUUCCACCACUCCUUGCCCUUCAGCAUCCCCGUGCACUUUACCAACGGGACCUAUCAGGUGGUUGGUUUUGACGGCUCCUCCACGGUUGAUGAGUUCCUCCAGCGGCUGAACCAGGAGAUAGGCAUGAGAAAGCCAUCCCACUCUGGCUUUGCCCUCUUCACGGACGAUCCCUUGGGCAGGGACCUGGAGCACUGCCUGCAGGGAAGUGUCAAGAUCUGCGAUGCCAUCUCCAAGUGGGAACAAGCCAUGAAGGAGCUGCACCCCGGGAAGUCUGAGGGUGGGACACGCGUCGUGAAGCUGAUGUACAAGAACAGGCUGUACUUUCGCAGUCAAGUCAAAGGGGAGACGGACCGAGAACGGCUGCUCCUUGCCUCUCAAACUAGUAGAGAGAUAGUGGCAGGGAGGUUUCCUGUCAACAAGGAAUUGGCUCUUGAGAUGGCUGCCCUGAUGGCCCAGGUAGAAUAUGGGGACUUGGAGAAGCCUGCCCUGCCAGGCCCUGGAGGCACAUCCCCUGCCAAGGCUCAGCAUCUUCUCCAGCAGGUCCUAGACAGGUUCUACCCCAGGCGCUACAGACAUGGGGCUCCCCCUGAACAGCUGAGGCACCUGGCAGAUAUGUUGACCACAAAGUGGGCAACAUUGCAAGGCUGCUCCCCUCCUGAGUGCAUCCGCAUCUACCUGACCGUGGCCAGGAAAUGGCCUUUCUUUGGUGCUAAGCUUUUUGCUGCCCAGCCUGCCCAGCUGUCUUCCAAGGAGAAUGCUCUGGUGUGGAUUGCUGUGAAUGAGGAUGGUGUCAGCAUCCUGGACCACAACACUAUGCAAGUGCACGUCACUUACCCCUACUCUUCAGUGACAACCUUUGGUGGCUGCAGGGAUGACUUCAUGCUUGUGAUUAGAUCUAUCCCAGACAAGACCUCUGGAAAAAGCCACAUUGAGAAGUUGAUCUUCCGGAUGGCUGCUCCCAAGAUUGCAGAAGCUACCUUCAUCAUGGCCAGCUAUAUGAACCAUUGCUCUACAACUGUGAACCCACCCACCAACCCACCCGGAGCCUGCCAGCUGUGGGAAAUGGAUGGACAACAGUUCUUUUCUUCUGUUUCCUGCGCUACCAAGGGGCCAACGUUGCUGUGAAUAUUUCUCCUACCCGAUUCUCCACCACCACUAGUGCCUCUGGAUUUAGAGAUAUAUAUCCUAGGGUAUGAUACUACUGUGAUGGGUCUAACAGCCCCCCACCACUGUUGUUCUGUGAAAUGUGUAUUUUAGUGUCUGUGAAGCCUUUAUUCUCUAGGUGCCUUACAAGGUUUCAGGGCUCAACUUUUAAAAAUCUAGACCCAGUGUUAAAACCACUUAUUCCUUUUUUCAUAAGAAGAAUGACUCUGGAUGCUACCCGAUUCUAGACAUAGACAGGGAUGAUCCACUCUUACUGAGGGCAUCAGUGCUGUAAGUAAAGGCUUUCUGCACUAAUACUCUCAAGGAAGCGAAUUUUCUUUUUGGUGGGGUGGGGGACACAGUCUCACUAUGUUGCCCAGGCUGGAGUGCAAAGGCAUGAUUUCGACUCACUGCAACCUCUGCCU